Messenger RNA from Physella acuta, 2722 nucleotides. Its product is annotated as RB-associated KRAB zinc finger protein-like. Gene Ontology annotation, molecular function: DNA-binding transcription factor activity, RNA polymerase II-specific; RNA polymerase II cis-regulatory region sequence-specific DNA binding. Gene Ontology annotation, biological process: regulation of DNA-templated transcription. The record is from RefSeq and is a predicted model, not a curated record. Lineage: Eukaryota; Metazoa; Mollusca; Gastropoda; Physidae.
UCCGCUGGUUUAAAUGGUAGCGAAGGAGAUUUGCUUCUGAUUUGUGUCGAACGUUAAAGCGCCCAAGUCACGCUACGAGAAAGGAUCCUACAUCAACUACAUGUGUUGUGACAAGUAGCCACCUACAGCAGUUGUCCUGUUGUCCUGCCAAAUGACUGGACUACUAUAAUCGCAGAAACUUCUGGAUGAAACAUUUUUCAAGGGACCAGAUGAGGGCCAAAGGUGAUGUCUUCAGCGUAGACAAGCUCGGUCUGGCAGCAUCCGAUUCCACAGGCUGCAGACGUUACGCCAGCCCAGUGACUCUCAUAGAGAGAAGCAAACCUCAGACCAUGGAACCAGUGACCAACGUGUCAGCAGAACCAGACGACCGGUUGGCAUCAAGCAACCAAACUCCUUCGCGUGGCCCACCAGCCGGCGAUACACAGAAGAGACCACAAGGCCUGUUGGGGCCUGAUGGAGGCAGCACGUUUACUGUGGCAAACCAACGUCAGAACAACACCCCCACCGUGUCACCCCCCGUCAGAGAUUUUCUUUGGCGACCUGUAUCGAGCAAAGGUCAAGGGCAGACAUCAAGAGAGGAAGAUUGUGCCGGUCUAACGAAGGCACCGCCAGAUGCGAGCCCGAGAUCUCGAGGCGCAACAGACCACUCACAACGGCCUGUAUCUCCGACACACGACGCCAAUUUGAGCACGCCGCCAGCCAUCUGGGAGAACCAGCACACAAGCGACAAACAAAAACAAAUUGGCACCCGGCAAGUGGAUGGGGAGAAUGGUGGUGAGGACAGCAGUUUUUCUCUUAGUCUCAGUGGCGACACAGGAGCUGCUCGAAUCUUUAAAAGCCGCUCCAGUCCGGGGUUGGAGCACCCAGACAAGGGUACAUCGCUGGUCUCCCGUCCAAUGGAAAACGUCACGUGUUCAUCAGCGAUUCGUGCAGCACAUUGGAACAAAGGAGCCAAGAUGACGUCACAGCAGCACCAGAGUUAUGACGAUAGAAAACUUCAUCAACAAUUUUGGGAAAAAUCACACCAGUUAACUCGGCAGUCAGCACGAAAUUUUUCUCCCAACUUAAAACUUGGUUUUACUGACGCCACAGACAAUCCACUUACUGACGCCACUGACCAUUCACGCCCACUGUGCAACCAACCGAUGCAAACGUCAGAGGCCAUUUCUAGAAAGCCCACACUGUCCACGAAGAUUCCAGAACUCAGCUCGCCCUGUUUUCCCAUGCACCCGGCAUUAGGCGGCUAUUACGUCAGACUCCUGCAACAAGUGCAGCACCUCCACCCCGCCCUCCAGCCGAGUUUCUACUCGGCCCUGGGCUGCUCCCAGUUGAGUCCCUAUCAUUUCAUGGAGCCGGCUUUAUCAAAGGCGUGGCUACAGAAAACAAUGGCUCAGCCAGGCUUGUAUUUUGCUGGAGCUUUUCGUCCAUUCCCGGCAUCUCCACACUUGCAGCAUUUGGGCGCCAUCAAAAGUCACGUGGUUCUACAAGACUGUGAGCAGAGCUGUAAACAGCCAUGCCCAAUUUUAAACACCUCUCUCCUGUCUGGGCGCAGCUCGUCCCCCACAUCCCCGCCCUGCCUGACCUCACCAUCUAGCACUAGCAGCUCAAGCUACGGCGACAACGACUCCCACACCGUACAGAUGGACGGACAAAGCGGACGUUUGUCGCCGCUCAAGCGCUCAGGCCCGGUGAGGUUUAGCUGCGAGUGUUGCAGCAAGAGCUAUAGCACAGUGAGCGGCCUGAGCAAGCACAAACAGUUCCACUGCAGCAGCCACGUCAAGAGGGAGUUCAGCUGCAAGCACUGCGACAAGACCUACGUCUCUCUCGGCGCCCUCAAGAUGCACAUCCGCACCCACACGCUGCCCUGCAAGUGUCACGUCUGCGGCAAGGCCUUCUCGCGGCCCUGGCUCCUACAGGGACACAUCCGCACCCACACGGGGGAGAAACCUUUCCGGUGUAGCCACUGUGGCCGGGCGUUCGCUGACCGCUCCAACCUGCGCGCCCACCUCCAAACUCACGCGGACGUCAAGCGCUACAGCUGUAAGUCGUGCAAUAAAACUUUCUCACGCAUGUCUUUACUGGCCAAACAUGAGGACGGGUGUCCGGCGAGCAGAGGGUCAAGUCACAUCAAGCCCAUGCUAGACUAGACAAGCCACAUCAAGCCCAUGCUAGAGUAGACAAACCACAUCAAGCCCAUGCUAGAGUAGACAAACCACAUCAAGCCCAUGCUAGACUAGACAAGCCACAUCAAGCCCAUGCUAGAGUAGACAAACCACAUCAAGCCCAUGCUAGAGUAGACAAACCACAUCAAGCCCAUGCUAGACUAGACAAGCCACAUCAAGCCCAUGCUAGACUAGACAAGCCACAUCAAGCCCAUGCUAGACUAGACAAGCCACACAAGCCCAUGCUAGAGUAGACAAACCACAUCAAGCCCAUGCUAGACUAGACAAGCCAAUUCAUGCUUGCCCGACAACGCUUAGAAAACGCCGAUAGCUUCAAAUGAUAAACAAAAUGAAAGCAGUGUGUAAUCAUGUUUUGACGUCAUUCUGUUUUAUUGCACUUUAAGCCAUUGCAGUUACGGUGUGGUUGUGAUAUUGUGUGGGGUUGUCCAUGAAUGUCACCUACGGACUGCACAUUCAACUGUGCAAUCGAAAGUGUCCACCCAAUAACAAGAAGUUUGGAAGCUGGACUCUAGCCCCCCCCCCCCCCCCCCCGAGGAAAA